Molecule: messenger RNA, 1492 nt
Organism: Lytechinus variegatus (green sea urchin)
Lineage: Eukaryota; Metazoa; Echinodermata; Echinoidea; Temnopleuroida; Toxopneustidae
Product: suppressor protein SRP40-like
Exons: 7
Coding region: 96-1418 (440 amino acids)
Biological process (GO): regulation of gene expression
Cellular component (GO): super elongation complex
Source: RefSeq, a predicted model, not a curated record
UUGUAUAAUAUCUGCAGUGGUGAAAUGUAAUUGUGCGUCCUGUAUGUGAUAAUUAUCACACUUUGGCACGUAGGACUGUUCAAAAGCAGAAAGGAAUGGCUGGGCGUGACCAAUUGCAAGAUCACAGGCGGGAUGCAGCCCGAAGGAAACGGGUACAAGCCCCACCGAUCAAGGUAGAGUCCAGUGGACCCAUCUUUGGAACCCCAGUCAAGUCUGACACCAAGGAUGAUCUCAGCCGAACUGUCCAAAAUACUUUAGGCCUGUAUGACAACUUUAAAGGGAAAUCGCAUGAAUCGAGCCUCCUUGGCGUCGGGUACCAACCUCAAACACCUUUACCGGGAGAGAACAAGAACAUCAGCCACUUUCCUGUCAUGCAUGGACAGACCAAGUCAACAGGGCAGCAUUCUUCAAUGCCUGGUAGCAGUGGGAAAUCCAGUAGCCAGGUGAAGAACAGUCCGGCUGAGGCGUCAUCACUGCAUCGACAUGGCAGCUCGAAGCCGGCCCCAGCUGGCACUUCAUCGUCCUCUUCCAAGGGUGUGAAGCGCGAGUCUGGAACCGCUUCGCAGUUGUCAUCGUCGUCAGCAGGUACCUCGUCUUCUAAAUCAGCCCACCCUUCAAUGUACGAUAAAUCCAAGGAUAGCAGUCAGAGACGGUCUAAAGAUGGUUCCUCUGGUGUUAGACCCAAGGCUCAAGGAUCGGGAAGCUCUGUGGAAUCUAGUAGUUCGCAGUCAAAAUCAUCAUCGAAUCAGCCAUCAAAGCAACAUAGUACAACGUCAUCAUCAUCAGCUUCCAAGCCAGGAAGCUCCCGCCCUUCCUCAUCAAGCUCUACUAGUAGAGGGAGCAGCAGCAGCUCCUCCAAUUCCAGCGCCUCUGAUUCCAAAACAGUUCUCCACCCCAACGGCCUUUUGACAGAGACGUGUCACAGUAUCACAAACUAUCCCUCGAAACAGAGUGGUGCUAAAAGUGAACAAAAGGAUAGCAAACAGGCUAGUGGUCACAGCAAAAAGGACACUGGUUCAUUCCGAGAACUGCCAUUUAUUUCCCCUAUGCCGGAUAUCAUAGCAGACUUUCAGUCAAGAUCCACCCCAAACCCAGCGAGAGAAGUAAAGAAGGAUCGAGAUGGAGAUACUAAGCAACGCCCCAGGCUGGAUAUUCCUAAAAAGGGUACACAUCAAGGACAUAGUAAACAUAAAGAAGUGGAACAAAUUUUUGAGAAAAUGACUGUUUUGAAGCCCCCAGUAUCUGCCAUCCAAACACCCGUCAAAGCAGAAGCACCAAAAUUCCCCUUUGAAGAUCUUUCGCAUUCAAGCGGUGCCCAACCAACAGUUCCACGUAAGAAGCUGGUUGAAACAAUCAACAAGGAUUCUGAGAAGAAGACUAGCAAGGAGGAGAAGGAGGGUAAAGGUUCAACAAGGUAAGAAUGAGGAAGAGGACAGGGAAGAGAGAAGAGUGGGAAAAGGAUAGAUGAAUAGAUAGAUUGAUAGAUGGAUGG